AUGCACACCCAAACCCUCUACACCUACGCGCUGGUCGCACUCGCUAGCUCCCUUCUCGCGGCUCCUGUCGAAACAUCCGCAUCGGCAUCCGUAUCCCAAAAUCUAGUUGCUCGAGAACCGUUUGUGGUUUAUGGAAAAUCUCUUGAGGAGGAGGAGGAUGGUGGUGCUGCGUUUGGGACGGAGAGAGUGAGACGUGUGGAUGGAUUCGCACUCCCGGUAUCGAAAAUAACGGUAAUUUCGAGAGGAAGUGAGGGGGCUUCGGGAUCACCUCCUGGUGGUUCGUCGUCGGGAGCGAAUAAUGGGAAUGGGAAUGGGAAUGGGAAUGGGAAUAAACCACCAGGGCCUCCUCCUUCGAAUGGAUCGAGUAAUAACGGAGGACCACCUCCCGGGUCGCCGCCUUCGUCUAAUGGGCCAGGUAACAGUGGUUCGAAUGGCCCUAGCUCCGGGAGUUCCAGCGGAGGGUUGAAUGGACCGUCGAAUGGAGGACCAAGUGGAGGAUCGGGCGGGAAUCAGUAUUAG
This is a messenger RNA of Botrytis byssoidea, 519 nucleotides long. RefSeq lists its product as uncharacterized. Lineage: Eukaryota; Fungi; Ascomycota; Leotiomycetes; Helotiales; Sclerotiniaceae. The record is from RefSeq and is a predicted model, not a curated record. The transcript is spliced from 2 exons. Bases 1 to 519 code for a protein of 172 amino acids.